Molecule: messenger RNA, 3635 nt
Organism: Leptidea sinapis
Lineage: Eukaryota; Metazoa; Arthropoda; Insecta; Lepidoptera; Pieridae
Exons: 18
Coding region: 321-3335 (1004 amino acids)
Biological process (GO): proteolysis
Molecular function (GO): metal ion binding
Source: RefSeq, a predicted model, not a curated record
UAGUGUAUUACAUAUUCUUUUGUAUCACGUAUUAUUUACAUCCAUAAUCCUCUUUGAAUAUAGGUAUACCUUUCGGUAAUAGUAUAUUCUUUGGUACCUAUUUAUUAAGGACGUAGGCUCAAAAAAAAAUAAGGACGUAGGUAGUAGGUACCCUGUUCAAACUUCAAACUCGAAAAACCAGCAAAGUGCAAACCUGAAUUUUGUGUUGAAUCACCAGCGGAGUCCAUAAGCUAAGCAGAUGUUACAAGUUUAGUUUUAAUCUUAAGCUUUAAAUUUUAAAUAGUGAAUUUGUUAACUAAUAUCCUAAUCGCUAAUUUAAGAUGUCACAUUUUAAACUUAUAUCUUCGACAAAAGCCUCAGAUGUGGUACCGGUACAUAAGUAUGUGUCCCAAAAGACUGGUACAACAGUAAUUAUAGCUGGAGUCGAGGGCCCGGUUGUAAAUGGUUUUUUUUGCCUAGCAACUGAAGCCCAUGAUGAUGAUGGUCUUCCACACACCUUGGAGCAUCUCAUAUUUCUGGGCUCUCAGCGCUAUCCUUAUAAAGGGAUACUUGAUUUGCUGGCAAACCGCUGCAUGGCUCAUGGCACAAAUGCGUGGACAGACACCGACCAUACUUGCUACACUAUAAAUACUGCUGGAGAUGCUGGAAUGCUUACCCUGCUACCAAUUUAUCUUGAUCACAUUUUGAAUCCAACAUUAACUGACCAAGGAUUUACAACUGAAGUUCAUCAUGUUGAUGGUGAUGGAGAAGAUGCUGGUGUAGUUUAUUGUGAGAUGCAGGGACGUGAGAACACCUCUGACAGCAGAUGCGAGCUGAGAUUAGUUCGUGCAAUGUAUCCUAACAGUGGCUAUUCUUCUGAAACUGGCGGCAUAAUGAAGAAUUUAAGAGAAUCAACAAAUAACACAAAAGUAAAAGAUUACCACAAAAAGUUUUACAGAGCUGAAAAUUUGACAAUAAUUUUAACUGGUCAAAUAGAAGCAGAGGAUGUAUUCAAAGCGUUAGCCACAGUAGAAGAUGACAUCAUAGGAAAGAGAGACAAAGAACCGCAGGAGCAAUGGGUAAAACCUUGGCAAACAAUCCCUCCUCCUCCAAACUAUGGAGAAUUUAGAGAGCAAUGGCCGGUGGACAUAGAGGACUGUGGUCAGGUACUGUUUGGAUGGCGUGGUCCGAUGCUGUCAGAGGCGUCGGCUUUGAAAGAACUGACGGGUUGUGCUGUUAUAUUGCGAUACCUGUGCGAUACCGCUUCGGCUCCAUUGCAGCGAUGUCUGGUCGAAAGGGAGGACGCUCUAGCCGGUGACGUUUCGUACGGUUUAACUGAGAAUAUGGCUGUGAUGAUCAAAAUUGAGUUGGAUAAUGUCCCCAUUGCCAAACUUGAGGCAGCCCGCACAGAGGCAAAGGAUUGUUUGAGGAAGAUUAGGUCUGGUGAAGAGAUCAUUGAUAUGGACAGAAUGAAGAGACUCUUGAAGAAGCAACUCAGAGAGAGUAUUGCCAGCCUUGAGUCUGAUCCUCAUCAUGCAGUUGCUUUCCGCUGUAUUGGUGAUGCGUUGUACUCACAAACUGAACAAGAUUUUAUACUCCGAUUGAAUCCGCAACAAACAAUACAAGAGCUGCUUGAGGAAAGUUCCACAUAUUGGCUGAACUUGCUGCAAAAAUACUUCACUGAUGAGCUGGUCACUGUCAUUGGAUCACCUAGUGUUGAAUUACAGACUAAAAUGGCGGACGAAGAAAAGAAGAGAAUAGAAGAACAAAGAUCGUUGUUGGGGGAGAGUGGACUUGCAGAGAAGGCUCAGCAACUUGAUGAGGCAAUGAGAUUCAAUGAGCGAGAACCGCCGGCCGGAACUCUAGCGUCAGUCCCGAUCCCGUCGUGCGACAACCUGAAGUGCUACCAGCUGUCCACGUGGAGCUCUGACUCCGCCCCCUGCCCGCACUUCGACCUGGCUGAGGUGCCGCUCUACACGCGUCUGCACAGCCUUAAGACCAACCUUGUGUAUAUCAACCUGAUCAUAGACACGACUGACAUCGACCAAUCGACGCGGAAGUGGAUCCCUCUGCUGAUGAACGGCCUGGCUGAGCUGCCGGUGAGGCGCGGAGACACGCUGGUGCCGCACGAGGAGGUCAUCUCCACCACCGAGCAGCUCACCGUGUCCUUCUGCAGCAGCAUCGGCUUCGGGAAGUCCGGGAAUUUCGUCGUCGGCCAGUACGGCAACCUUCUUCAUAUCGAGGCCAAGUGCGAGCCGUCGGACUACGAGGCCGUCGUUGAUCACCUGUACGAGGUGAUGUACGCAGCUGAGUUCACCAAGGAACGGCUGCUUGUGUUCGCACAACGCAUGAUCAACGAUGGUGCACAGGUGCGGCGCAACGGACACAAGAUGGUGUACGACACGCUCCGCGACGCCGUGUACAGUGCGGACAGUAACGUGCACUGGGCGUCCGUACUGCGGCAGACGAGGUUCCUGCGGCAGCUGGUGGAGCGCGCGGCCGCGGGCGGUGAGAGCGCCGGGGACGUAGUCCGCGAGGCGCGCGCGGCCUGGCACACGCUCACGGAGCCCGCGCGGCUGUGGCUGCACCUGGCGGCCGACCUCACUCGCGCACGGCUCUCGCCGCGGCCCUGGAAACGGUUCGCCGGGAACAAGACACAGCCCAAACUAUACAACGACGCGGACCUUAUGUCAGGGUGGGGAGAUGGUUUCGUGGUGGGGGUGGGCGGCAUGGAGAGUUCGUUCCUGGCGCAGCUGAGUCCGGGCCCGCCGCGGUACACCCUGGAGGUGGCGCCGCUGCUCGUGGUGCUCAACUACUUCACGCAGCUCGAGGGUCCAAUGUGGCGACUGAUCCGCGGCGGAGGUCUCUCGUACGGGUACGGCUUGCGGCUGGCACCCAACGAGGCCGCCAUUGUACUGUCACUGUACCGGGCCACUAACGGACCUGUCGCAUACAGCAGCACCAAGGGCAUCCUGGGAUUCUUGCAGCAAGACUAUUUGAGAAAACGUAAGUUCGACGAAGAACUGUUCGCGUCCGCCAAGAGCACCGCACUGUUCGAAGUGGUCGAGCUGGAGAAGUGUCCGGCCGACGUCGUGAGACAGGCACUACUCAACUAUAUCAAGAGGGUCGACGAGAAUUAUAACAGGGAUUUAAUCUGCGCAAUAUCAGCGGUGCAAGACGAGCACGCGGCGUGGGCAGCGGCCGAGUGGCUGUCGACCUUGUUCGAUACCCAGCGGGGCAAGGUGGCCCUCGUGUGUCACCCCGGGAAGGUCAAGGACAUGCAGGCAGCCUUCAAGAAAAUGGACAUCAACCUCGAAGCAUACGAGUCAAUGGAAAUGUCUCACAUGGGAAACUAAACACAAAUCCUAUAUACAGUACUUUGUAAAUAACUUAAGUAUUCUGAAUAUUACCUCGUACGCAUCAUUUUGUACUGAAAAUUAAAUCUAAUUCGGUUGUGCCUUACAUAAAUGAACUACCAUGUUUAUAAUUUUUGGUAAUUAUUGUAAAUGUUAAAUAAGUGCUGAUUCUAAUUGUUCAAUAAAUACAUUAUAUGGAUGAAAUCAAAGCUGUAGUUAAAUUAAGUAUAAUUUUUGUAAUGUUGGAAACAUUACUUAAUGUGUUACUGAUAAUUUAAAUAAAAUACAGUUUAAUGAUUA